Molecule: messenger RNA, 2828 nt
Organism: Protobothrops mucrosquamatus (brown spotted pit viper)
Lineage: Eukaryota; Metazoa; Chordata; Lepidosauria; Squamata; Viperidae
Gene: RAD54B
Product: RAD54 homolog B
Exons: 14
Coding region: 1-2664 (887 amino acids)
Biological process (GO): double-strand break repair via homologous recombination; reciprocal meiotic recombination
Cellular component (GO): nucleus
Molecular function (GO): DNA translocase activity; ATP-dependent chromatin remodeler activity; ATP binding
Source: RefSeq, a predicted model, not a curated record
AUGAGACGAUCAGCAGCUCCAAGUCAACUGUUGGGGCAUUCAGCCAAAAAACCAAGAUUUAUAUCGCCAGGAAAAAUCCUGCCGAAAACAUCUGAAUAUGUAGAUCCAGAAAUUAAAACAGAUGAGGUGUGCAAGAGGCAAUUGUGUAGCCCAACUUCUGUAAACAUUCAUUCUACAACUUCUGGCUUCCAUUCUUCUGUAACAGUAAAAUCUAAAGAAGAAGAAUUGCCUUGUGAAAACAAGAAUAUGGUGACUGGGCAUUUGAAAACUGGAAUGAAAUCUCUAUGCAGACCAAAAAUAGAUCCAGCAGCAACAGAAAUAGCAAGACACCCAGAGGAGCCCAUCUGCCUUACCAAAUAUUUCAGCGUUGUAUGGUGCAAAGCCUCAAAGAAAAAGCACAAGAAGUGGGAAGGUGAUGCUGUUCUUAUAGUGAAAGGAAAGUCAGUGAUGCUCAAGGAUAUGGAAGGCAAAAACAUUGGAAAAGGCACUGGAUAUAAGUUCAAAGACUUAGACAAUCUCAGUGAAGGUCAGAGUCUGAUGAUUGGAAGCAAAGAAAUUGAAGUGAUGGGUAUGAUAUUGGAAGAGGAUUUUAAAAGUGGCAAAUGUUUUUUGUCUGGUCUGGAGGCCACAGAAGAAAGUUGGAAUUCCUCAGUUGCUUCUACAAGGCGGUUUUGUAACCCUUUCAAAAAUGUUUGCAAACCUAAUACUAAAGAAAAUUGGCCUAACUGUAAACCACGUCAUGAUCCGUUAGCUGCAAAUUCCUUAGUUAUGCCAUAUCCGUGCCCAAGUCACCAGCGAUUGUUUAACAAGUCACAUUUGCCUGUUGUGGAUGUGGUUGUAGACCCUUACAUUACAAGUCAUCUUCGCCCACAUCAGCGAGAAGGAAUUCUGUUUCUUUAUGAAUGUGUGAUGGGAAUGAGAAUGAGCAAUAGAUUUGGUGCCAUCCUUGCAGACGAAAUGGGUUUAGGAAAAACGCUGCAGUGUAUUUCACUCAUCUGGACACUCCUGCGUCAAGGACCUUAUGGAUGCAAGCCUGUAAUCAAACAAGCCUUGAUAGUAACUCCUGGAAGUCUGGUGAAGAACUGGGGAAAAGAAUUUCAGAAAUGGUUGGGAAAUGAGAGAAUCAAAGUGUUUUUAGUUGAUCAGGAUCACAAAGUGGAAGAAUUCAUCAAUUCCCCCCUUUAUUCAGUCCUGAUCCUUAGUUAUGAGAUGUUUCUACGGUCUGUGGACCAAAUUCAGAAGACAGAAUUCAGCCUUGUCAUCUGUGAUGAAGGACAUCGUUUGAAAAACAGUUCUAUUAAAACAACUGCUGCUCUUCUCAGCCUCUCCUGUGAAAGAAGAAUUAUUCUUACUGGUACUCCAGUACAAAAUGACCUGCAAGAGUUUUAUGCUUUAAUAGAAUAUGUAAAUCCUGGAAUUCUUGGUCCUUUAUCAGCAUACAAAAAAGUGUAUGAAGAGCCAAUUCUUAGAUCGCGAGAACCUUCAGCAGCUGAGGAAGACAUUGAACUAGGUGAGAAAAGGGCAGCAGAACUGAUGCAUCUAACAGGAUUCUUCAUUCUUAGAAGAACACAAGAGGUCAUCAACAAAUUCCUGCCCCCCAAAAAGGAGAGCAUACUUUUCUGUCGUCCAACAAUGUUGCAGCUUGCUCUUUAUCAUACUCUUUUGAACUCUCAGAUUGUUAGAUCUUGCCUACAAGGAAGUUUUGAAAAUAGUGCACAUUUAAUAUGCAUCGGUGCUUUGAAAAAACUUUGUAACCAUCCCUGCCUUCUCUUGAAAGCAAUACAGAAGAAAGAAUCUGAAUCUUGUGGUAACCAAGAUCAAACAAGCCUUUAUGAUGGUUUACAUGAUAUUUUUUCUCAAGAAAGUGCUCAGACAAAUUUAUCUGACUCAGGAAAGUUGAAGGUGCUAAUGCAGAUGCUGGCAGCAAUUCAUGAACGUGGACCUUCAGAAAGAGUUGUUGUGGUAUCUAACUAUACUCAGACACUAAAUAUAUUGCAAGAAGUGUGCCAACGAUGUGGAUAUUCCUAUACUAGACUUGAUGGCAGCACCCCUGUCUCCCAGAGGCAACAGAUUGUUGAUAGUUUCAAUAGUAAAUUUUGCCCAGCCUUCAUCUUUCUAUUAAGUUCAAAGGCUGGUGGUGUCGGUUUGAACCUUGUCGGAGCAUCUCAUUUAAUCCUGUAUGAUAUUGACUGGAAUCCAGCGACUGAUAUUCAGGCAAUGGCCAGAGUGUGGAGAGAUGGACAGAGGCAUACAGUUCAUAUUUAUAGACUACUCACUACAGGCACAAUAGAGGAGAAAAUCUAUCAAAGACAAAUCAGUAAGCAAGCUCUUUCUGGAGCAGUUGUAGACUUUUCCAAGGGAUCUGAGCAUAUCCGUUUUUCUGUUGAAGAACUUAGAAACCUCUUUACAUUGCAUGAAGAUUCCAAUUGUGUGACCCAUGAUUUGCUGGAGUGUAACUGUAUGGGAAAGAAAGAUAAUCAAGGUUGUCCUGUGAUCCAAGACUACCAGAGUAGCCAAAGUGAUGUGAAAGUCAAAAAGUCUCUGUCUAUGUCACAGUUGAUGCAAUGGAAACACUUUUGUGUGGAUCACAAACAACUCCCUGAUCCCUUCCUUGACAGGAUAAAAGACAACCUUACAUUUAUUUUCCAAAAUAUAACAAGUUGAGAGCAAGUUAGCUUCUUCUUAGUCACAGUGGGCUUGUAUUCAUUGGGGUAUUAUCAUUUUUAACAGCAGUAGUAGCAGCAUUAUUAAUAAUAGGAUUACUGAGGAUAAACAACAUAUAUCAAGGAUGACACUGUAUUAUUCUUUUAAUCCUUAAAAUAAAAUGG